AUGAUGUUUGCCGCGUUAUACCGUAUAUACGCCGGUUUUAUCAGCCCACCACCGGCCAAAAAGCGCGACGAUGCUGUUCGAUUCGGGCUUCUUGGCGCGUCUGCCAUCGCUCCUUUUGCGUUGAUCGCUCCUGCGAAAUCACACCCCGACGUCAUGGUUGUCGCGGUCGCAGCUCGAGACCAAGCACGCGCCGAAGCAUACGCAAAGAAGCAUGGUAUCCCUAUCGUUCAUUCCACCUAUGAAGACCUCCUUCAAGACCCCUCUAUCGACGCCGUCUAUAUCGCACUUCCGAAUAGUCUUCACUACGAAUGGGCCCUGCGCUCGAUCCGUGCCGGCAAACAUGUUCUCCUAGAAAAGCCUUCUUGCUCGAAUGCUGACGAGGCACGCUCCCUAUUCAACCAUCCCCUCGUCACAGCAGCUGGCGCACCCGUUCUCCUGGAAGCAUUCCAUUAUCGCUUCCACCCCGCGUGGCAGACUUUCCUCGCACGCAUCCAUCAUGACACCGUCGCAGGCCGGGUACAAAAUGCCUUUGUCGAGCAAUAUCUCCCGAAAGGCAUGAUCCCGGACAAUGAUAUCCGGUGGCGCUUCGACCUUGCUGGUGGCGCUAUGAUGGACUUCGGCACCUACCCGAUGAACUGUCUUCGACAGAUCUUCCAGCAAGAGCCGACCGAGGUUUUGGAUGUGAAAGUCCAAGGUCUGACGGCUCCACCGACUGACCUGCCGGAGUCCGAUCAAGUCGACCGGGCAAUAACCGCCAGUUACCGGACAGCAGAUGGAAUGAGAGGAACGCUAAUUGCGGACUUGGCGGCAUCAGGUAGGUGGCCACUGCUACCUAACUCGUGGACAAAAGCUCUCCCUCGCAUGGGGUGGCCGAAGUGCGAAGUUGAGCUGGAAGAAAAGGUUGUAGAGGAGUCGGGGGGACAGGUCCAUACCGUGAAACGGAAUGUGGUCUUUUGGAAUCAUCUGGGGCCUAGUAUUUACCACCGAAUUGACGUAGAAGAUACGCAUACGAUUCGACGGGGAGAGCAACUUGUGAAGACGUGGAAAGAAUCUAAACGAGAGAAGGCGUACAAGUUCCCAAGUGGGGACUCACGCGCCGGAAUUGGACAGGAUUGGUGGACAACCUAUCUUUAUCAGCUUGAUGAGUUCGUCAAUAAAAUCAAAGGCAGAGCAGGCUCGGGUGUUUGGGUCGAUGCGGGUGACAGCGUCAAGCAGAUGGAGGCUGUUGAUGAGACAUACCGGAAGGCUGGUCUCAAAGUACGACCCGGAAAUGAUUUUCAGUUGUAA
Messenger RNA from Penicillium macrosclerotiorum, 1287 nucleotides. Its product is annotated as Gfo/Idh/MocA family protein. Gene Ontology annotation, molecular function: nucleotide binding. Bases 1 to 1287 code for a protein of 428 amino acids. The record is from RefSeq and is a predicted model, not a curated record. The transcript has 3 exons. NCBI's taxonomy places the organism in Eukaryota, Fungi, Ascomycota, Eurotiomycetes, Eurotiales, Aspergillaceae.